This is a messenger RNA of Musca domestica (house fly), 1533 nucleotides long. Its product is annotated as arrestin domain-containing protein 1. Gene Ontology annotation, biological process: protein transport. Gene Ontology annotation, cellular component: cytoplasm. The coding region runs from base 78 to 1424 and encodes 448 amino acids. The record is from RefSeq and is a predicted model, not a curated record. The transcript has 3 exons. Lineage: Eukaryota; Metazoa; Arthropoda; Insecta; Diptera; Muscidae.
UAUUGACUGGUUUCAGUUUGCGCUAGGACAGCGCCGUGAGAGCAUUAACAAAUAAUCCGUUUUCCCAAGUUGCACAAAUGAAUUUGGUUUCGUGUUCUCUACAACUGGAACAUUUCAGUGAUAGCUAUCGGCCGGGCGAUGUGAUAAAAGGUUUCGCAGUUUUCAAUGUGAACGGUAGCAGUCCGAUUCUAAUCAAAGCUUUAUCAAUACAAUUUUCCGGCUAUGCCAGUUGCAAAUGGGAAAAAGAACAGCCAAAGAAAAAGAAAGCGAAACCUAAACCCAAGGAGUACUAUGUCAAUCGCGAGGAUUAUAUUUUCACCAAAAACUAUUUAUUUGGCUCCGAAGAUGCCAACCCCAAGGCCAUAACUCCAGGAAUAUACAACUACAACUUUAUGGUUCAAAUACCCCAAAAUGCCCCGUCCACUUUCAAUGGUGCCUGGGGUUCAAUUGCAUACGAGCUGCAGGUACAUGCCGAUUACAUUAGCAAUGUGGAUUGUUUGUGUACGUCCGUCAUAACAGUGGAACAAUUGAAAGAUCUCAGACGUUGGGCGCCAAACAUGGAAAGUCCCAUAGAAAGUACCAAUCGUGAAACAAAACCUUGUCUGAAAUUUUGGCGGCCUCCCCUUCAAGUCUAUGCAAAUGUACCACAAAGUGGCUAUGUGCCCGGCGAAUGCAUCAGUGUGCAUGUCAAAGUGGACAAUCAUGGCCAUGUAAAGCUCAAAGACAUCACCACCAAACUGAAUCGCAUUGUCACCUACAAGGGUAGCUGGAAGGAGAAGAAGCCCCAGGAGACUCGAGAAGUCACUGCCAUAGCUUGCAAUGUUUACAGCUGUUUUGGGCAAAGUUUCACCGACAUACAACACAUACAACAAUUGGUGGUCCCACAGACGGUGCCAACUUUUGAAUUUAGUGAAUGUAAGUGUAUUAGUGUCACCUACGAAGUGGAAGUGAGUGUUUGCAUCCAACGAAAAUUGAGAUUGUUGACCACUGUUAUACCCAUUGUGGUGGGUUCCAUUUCGCUGAGGAGUGACGUCAAAGUUGUGGAAGAAGCCCCAUCCAGCAGUCAUGUGUCCGCCAUAACGGUGGCCAGAUCUAUGGAUGAAUUGAAUUUACCCUCCAGCUGGGAGAUGAGAGAACAACAGCAGCAACAACUACACCCAAAUAUCCAAGCAAUGGAUCAAAUGAGUGUCUCGAUGACGUCUUUAGCCUCUUCAUUUAGAGAAGCCGACUAUAUGGCAGCCGUAAAGAUCAAUAAAAAAUCCAAGCACAACAUAACCGGUGAUGUCUCCGAAUUUAAACCCAAAUACCUCUAUUUUGAUCUCCCUCAAGAGUUACAACCCCAUUUGGAAGAGGACACACCAUCAACUAGUCAUUCUCAGGCGAGGCCAACAAUAAUAGCAAAGUCCACAGAUGCUAAAUGUUAGACUGAAAAUAUACAACAAGUUAGAAGAAUUAGUUAAUAUAAGUACAAGAGAUUAAUAUUUUAAUUCUUUAUAAUAAUAAAAAAGUAAUUACUGUGAAUAAUGAAAAAAA